GGCGCCGCCCCUCGGCCCGCAUGCGCACCCAGUGCGGCGCGGCCUGAGGAAAUUUCCUUACACUCCCUCUGCGGCAGGCUCCAGUUUCUCCUCCCAUCUUCUCUGUUUUACUAGUCCCUGCAGGAUUUCACUAGAGUACUAUUGGGAGAAAGUAUCAUGGAAGUUCUGCGCCCACAGCUUAUAAGACUUGGUGGACGGAUUUACAGAAAAAAUCCCAUCCAAGAACAGACUUAUCAACAUGAAGAAGAAGAUGAAGACUUCUAUCAAGGCUUCAUGGAGUGUGCAGAAGAGCCCUGUGAUGCCUACGAGGUGGUGCAGACCCAGCAAGGUUUCCGGUGUACCGUGAAGGCCCCCAGCCUGCUCUACAAGCAUAUAGUUGGAAAGAGAGGGGACACUAGGAAGAAACUAGAAGUGGAAACCAAAACUUCUAUUAGCAUUCCUAAGCCUGGACAAGAAGGAGAAAUUGUAAUCACUGGACAGCAUCGAAGUGGUGUUAUUUCAGCCCGAACUCGGAUCGAUGUUCUUUUGCUCACUUUUAGAAGAAAGCAGCCCUUCACUCACUUCCUUGCCUUUUUCCUCAAUGAAGUUGAGGUUCAGGAGCGAUUCCUGAAGUUCCAAGAGGAAGUACUGGAGAAGUGCUCCAUGGAUCAUGGGGUUGAUAGCACCAUUUUCCAGAAUCCCAGAAAGCUUCACCUAACUAUUGGAAUGUUGGUACUUUUGAGUGAGCAAGAGAUCCAGCAGACGUGUGAGAUGCUACAGCAGUGUAAAGAGGAAUUCAUUGAUGACAUUUCUGGGGGCAAACCCUUAGAGGUAGAGAUGGCAGGGAUAGAAUACAUGAACGAUGAUCCCGGCAUGGUGGAUGUUCUUUAUGCCAAAGUCCAUAUGAAAGAUGGCUCCAACAGGCUGCAAGAAUUAGUCGAUCGAGUGCUGGAACGUUUUCAGGCAUCUGGACUAAUAGUGAAAGAGUGGAAUAGUGUGAAACUCCAUGCUACAGUCAUGAACACUCUAUUCAGGAAGGACCCCAAUGCUGAAGGCAGGUACAAUCUCUACACAGCGGAUGGCAAAUACAUCUUCAAGGAAAGAGAAUCAUUUGAUGGCCGAAACAUUUUAAAGCUCUUUGAGAACUUCUACUUUGGCACCCUGAAGCUCAAUUCCAUUCACAUCUCUCAGAGGUUCACGGUAGACAGCUUUGGGAACUACGCCUCCUGUGGGCAAAUUGACUUCUCCUGAGGAGGAUCUUGGGAAGCGCCAAAAAUUGAACAUCCUCCCGAGGUGCCAGGGGAAAGAAGAUCUUUGUUUUUAUUGCCGAUGAGGGAUGUGGAAAUUUGGAUGGUGACUUUCCUGGGUGGUUCCCCACAACACAGCAUGGUCUCUAAUAUAAUACUUGUCCACAGUCAGCAAACUGCCGGUCAGCCCAGGUGGUUGUGGGCACAAGGGGAACUUGUGUCUGGAACCCUUGGCUUGUUCCUCUUUCACAGGGUCUACUUUCUUUCUGAAGCUCUUCUCUGGAAACGUACCCCUCAAGCCCACUGGAGCUAAGAUUCGCAUUAUUUCUUACACACAUACUGAUUUUGCCCCAGCCAUUAAGCUCUUUCAUAGUAACACUUUAAAAGAGAGUUUUGUUUUUUUAUUUUUAUUUUUUAAUAUAUGAAAUUUAUUGUCAAAUUGGUUUCCAUACAACAGCCAGUGCUCAUCCCAAAAGAUGCCCUCUUCAAUACCCACCACCUACCCUCCCCACCCUCCCACCCCCCCCAUCAACCCUCAGUUUGUUCUCAGUUUUUAAGAGUCUCUUAUGCUUUGGCUCUCUCCCACUCUAACCUUAAAAGAGAGUUUUAAAAACAUGGUUUCAUUACCGUCUCCACGUAAAUCAAAUGUCUCCAGUUUUAACCAGGUUUGAUUUUUACUUCCCUUUGUACUGUAACUUUUAAUCACUACCCAGAAUUCCUUUGUGGUAAAAAACACACGACAUAAAGUUUACCAUCUUAACCAUUUCUUUGUAAGUAUGUAGUUCAGUAGUAGUAAGUAUAUUCACGUUGUUGUGAAACAUCUCCAGAACUUUCUCAUCCUGCAAAUCUGAAACUAUACCCAUUAAACAACUCUCCGUGUCCCCCUCCCCCAAGUCUCUGGCAGCCACCCUUCUGCUUUCUCUUUCUAUGAGCUUGACUGCUUUAGAUACCGCAUAGGAGUGGAAUCAUACGGUAUUUGUCUUUUUGUGACUGGCUUAUUUCACUUAGCGUGAUAUCCUCAAGGUUCAUCCACGUUGUGUAGUGCAUGUCAGAAUUUCCUCCCUUUAAGAAAGGCCAAAUAAUAUUUUGUUUUACGUGUACCCUGUGUUUUGUUUAUCCAUUCAGCCACCGAUGGAUGCUUGGGUUCCUUGACUGUCGUGAACAGUCCUCUGUGAACACGGCUGUACAGAUACCUCUUCCUGAUCCUGCUUUCAAUUUCUUUACUACUCAGUUUUAUCUUCAGCGAAAUAACAUCACGUUUUUUUUUUUGAUCUUUUACUUUGGUCUGUCCUUUUUCUUCUGAAGUUGGUACCCUUUUAUGUUUGUUGGAUUCCUGUUCCUUAUCCUACCCCCCCACCCCCAGCCUUCCCAGGCCAGUGAUGGAGUUGCAGUAUUGUAGCUCCUUUGUGUCAACUCUGCGGGGCAGCAGCAGUAGAAACAGCGAUGGCAUCAGCAGGGCCGUGCACGGUUCCACGGGGCAGAGUCAGCUGCGGAAGGACCGUCUCCCUUCCUUGCUCCAGCCUCGCUCUCACCUUCCUCUCCUCUUCACAUUUCUUCUCCCUCCAUGUCCCCUCUUUCUCUUUCCUUCAUUCCUUACUCUUGAUUCUUUCUGUUUGAAAAGUGUGAUUCUGAACCCUGUGCAUUAAGGCCACUACCUAGUAAGGGCUGUGUAGAACACUCAGGUUUGCUUAUCAGUGCGACUGCCCAGAUCACUUGUGAAUAAAUGAAUUUCCAGAGUUA
Messenger RNA from Lynx canadensis (Canada lynx), 2966 nucleotides. RefSeq names its product activating signal cointegrator 1 complex subunit 1 (gene ASCC1). NCBI's taxonomy places the organism in Eukaryota, Metazoa, Chordata, Mammalia, Carnivora, Felidae. Bases 157 to 1230 code for a protein of 357 amino acids. The record is from RefSeq and is a predicted model, not a curated record. Gene Ontology annotation, biological process: DNA alkylation repair; regulation of DNA-templated transcription. Gene Ontology annotation, molecular function: RNA binding. Gene Ontology annotation, cellular component: nucleus. The transcript is spliced from 10 exons.